Molecule: messenger RNA, 2494 nt
Organism: Engraulis encrasicolus (European anchovy)
Lineage: Eukaryota; Metazoa; Chordata; Actinopteri; Clupeiformes; Engraulidae
Gene: otub1b
Product: OTU deubiquitinase, ubiquitin aldehyde binding 1b
Exons: 7
Coding region: 96-899 (267 amino acids)
Biological process (GO): protein K48-linked deubiquitination; negative regulation of double-strand break repair
Cellular component (GO): nucleus
Molecular function (GO): cysteine-type deubiquitinase activity; ubiquitin binding
Source: RefSeq, a predicted model, not a curated record
ACACCAACACGCGAGUGUCCACUGCGGUCCUCAAAACGACCCGGAAGUAAAAUUUAGGAUUGAAGAGGGGAGGGGAAAACAACAGUACAUCUAAGAUGGCGGAUGAACAGCAGGAAACAUCACAGGGAGAGAUGGAGGGAGGAGUGAACUGCCUCGCGUACGACGAAGCCAUCAUGGCACAGCAAGACCGAAUUCAGCAAGAGAUAGCAACCAGCACUCCCUUAGUAUCAGACAGACAGGAGUUGUCCAUCUUGCAGAGAGAGUACGCUCAAGAGGACACCAUCUACCAGCUCAAAAUUAAGGACUUGCACAAAAAAUACUCCUACAUCCGAAAGACGCGGCCAGAUGGGAACUGCUUCUACAGAGCAUUUGGCUUCUCCCACCUGGAGUCUCUGCUGGAUGACAGCAAGGAGCUGCAGAGGUUUAAAGCCGUCGCAGCCAAGAGUAAACUGGACCUAGUGGGCCAGGGCUUCACUGAGUUCACCAUUGAAGACUUCCACAACACUUUCAUGGACCUGAUCGAGCUGUGUGAGAAGCAACCGGGGCUGGAGGAGGUGCUGAACUCCUUUAACGACCAGAGCGUGUCGGACUACGUGGUGGUGUACCUGCGGCUGCUCACCUCCGGCUACCUGCAGCGGGAGCACGGCUUCUUCCAGCACUUUAUCGAGGGCGGACGCACCGUCAAGGAGUUCUGCCAGCAGGAAGUGGAGCCCAUGUCCAAAGAGAGCGACCACAUCCACAUCAUCGCGCUGGCCCAGGCCCUCAACGUCUCCAUCCUGGUGGAGUACAUGGACCGGGGAGAGGGGGGCACGGUCAACCACCACGUCUUUCCCGAAGGCGGCGAGCCACGCAUCUUCCUCCUCUACCGACCGGGCCACUACGACAUCCUCUACAAGUAAAAACCAAUCCCAGGGCCCCCCUCUCCUCCUCCUCCUCCUCGCAUCCUCUCCUCUCUUCUUCCACCACCACCACCACCACCACCAAGAGCUCCAGAAUUCACCACCACCCCUUCCCUUACUCCAUUUAGCUUCUAGAGUCUCGCCUGUCCGUGUGUGGCCAACCUCGAAGCAAUUGCGAUUUGUUGUGUUGUGUGUCGCAACUGUGUCUGGAGCCGAGUCGAGAUGGCCACACACAGACCACCCACACACACACACACACAUAAUGGGCGCACAUGCAAACUACCAGGCGGAUGUUUGAGAAUUCAGGCUCCUGAUGUCUUUGCAUCAUCCCAAUAGUGAGGAAGGCUGGGCUGGGUGUCAACAGGGGGGGAGCAGGCAGGUGGAGCGAGGGUGGUGGUAUUUGUGGGUGCUGGUAGCUGGGACGUGGGUGUGGGUGUGGAUGGGAGGAAGGGUUUUUCAUUCAAGGAGAUUGGGGCGAAAAACAAAGGGUGCGUUCCAAUAUGUGGCCUUGCAUCCUCCACUUGUGCUUGUGGCCUCCCGUUUUGCUGACGCCCCGCCUCGGUGGAAAAAACAAUUAAGUUUCCCUGCUGUCAGCCUAGCUACAGCAAUUCUUGGAGAACUAUUUUAUUCACCAUCCAGUUUGCAAAUGAGAAAAUGACUUUACAUUUGAGCUUUUGCAAGAUAUUGAAAUAUAAUGCUGUUGUCAGUGAUGUCAUCACAACGUAUUACUUCCUGGUACGAGGCCACGAGCACAAGUGGAGGACGCAAGGUUGCGUAUUGGAAUGCACACAUUCACCGCAGCAGCAGCCACCAUGUUAAUUCAUGCAGUGUGUUUGUUGGUGUGCGAGAUGAGUCACGGAUAGCUGCUGACUGUUGGAUGGCGUCCGGCUCCUUUUGUGUUUUUUCGGGGGGCCCGAGGCAACUUCGAGUUAGCAGCUAUCUGGCCAUGUUGUGCUAUGGUAUUCAAGAUGGACCCUACCAACCAACCAACCAACUAAACUUGAGUAAAGACUACUAAAUUUGUGGACAUGCUUUCAUUUUCACCUCUCCUUGAGUGAAAUAAUUGAGUUUUACCUUUUUAUACAGUUUUCUGAGGCUGGUGAUAUUAAUUACUCUUUGUUCCAAACUAGCAUGCAUCAUUAAACUGGAUGCUGGGUGUUAGGUGCUUGCUUGCUUGCUUGGAGCUAUAAUUAAUAUGGCCAGACUCAGAAAAUGGAUGAAAUGGUGAAAGGCAAAACUGAAUUAAUUCACAUGAUAGGAGGUGUAAAUAUUCCCACAAAUGCAGUGUUUGCUUCAAGCAGAGAAACAAAAUUUGUUCCUCACUUCAGUUUAUUAGUCUCUUCUCAUCACACACAAUGAUGAACUGAAAUGAAUAUGAAAAAAAAAAUUGAAAAUGGAAAAAAAAAACUUAAAAACUUAAUGAAAAUAGGAUACAAAUGAAUGACCUUAGCAGUGACUCCAGGCCUUUAGACAGUUGUACAGUUUUUUUUUUCUUUUGUGGUUGUAAAUGUUAUCAACUUGCUUUUGUUAGGGUUUUUUUUCUUCCUUUGUUACACUGCGUUUCAUGAGUUUUAUUAAAGGGAUCUUCACCUUAA